UAGAAAAAAGGGAAGCGUCAACUUGAUGCCUCCACCCCACCCUUACAGUAUAUAUUACACUGUUUCAUCAGUCAGAUCUCAUCUUCAUCAUGAUCAUCAUCAUCUCUCUGCUCCUGUUGGGCUCUCUGCUGCCAAACCUGAGCUUCACUGCCAGUGUCAAUGUGCGUAUAGUGAAUGGAACUAAAGCAACACCUCACUCCAGACCUUACAUGGUUUCUGUUCAGAAGUAUGGGAAACAUGAAUGUGGAGGAUUCCUCAUUUCUGAUCAGUUUGUCUUGACUGCUGCACACUGCAGAAAUGACACUGAGAUUCUGACAGUUGUGGCAGGUGCACAUGACUUAUCAAACAGACAGGAAAAAAAUGUCCGCAUUGGUGUGAGUACCUAUAACAUACAUCCACUAUACAAGACCAAUGCGAACGCACCUUUCAUGGCCGACCUGAUGAUUCUGGAGCUUGUUACAAACGUCCAACUAAACAACAACAUCCAGACGAUUCCCAUACCAAAAACACCUGUGGAGAUCAGUGUGGGCACUGCUUGCAGUGUUGCAGGCUGGGGAAGAAUAGAAAAUGACGGUCCUUUAAGUCCAACCCUCAGAGAGGCAAACGUGGAGAUUAUGAAUAACACAGUCUGUGCUGCUCAAUGGGGAUGGGAAUAUGUAGCUCCACAGAUGAUGUGUGUGCAUGACAGUGGAGGAUCGUGUUUCGGGGAUUCAGGAGGUCCUUUGGUUUGUGACAACAUUGCGGUGGGUGUUACAUCCUUCGUACUCAAGAACAGCUGCAACGAUCCUCAUCAGCAUAAUGUUUAUAUGAAAAUUUCUGCAUUUCUUCCAUGGAUCAAGGAAAUAGUAUCACCUAAAUGUGGAGACAAACUGACGGUUGUGGUUGGAGCUCAUGAGCUCAACCGCAAUUCUCCCCUCAUAGCUGUGAAGUUUUACCACAUACAUCCUGGUUAUGACUCUGCAGAGCUGCUAAAUGACAUCAUGAUACUUCAGCGCAACCACCAAAAACAAAAAAAAAAUGUCAAAUUGAUCUCAAUCCCAAAAAAAGACAAGAACAUCAAGGCCAAUACCAAAUGGAGUGUUGCAGGCUGGGGUAAACAGAAGACCAACGGUUCUGUAAGUAAACAACUUAUGGAGGUUGACGUCAAAAUCAUUGACAGCAAAGAAUGUCAGAAGUAUUGGAAAGGAACAACCUCAAGGAUGGUGUGUGCGUUUGGUGAAGGAGGAUUUUGCCAGGGAGAUUCUGGAGGUCCUUUGGUGUGUGACGGCAUUGCAGUCGGUGUCGUUUCAUUCAACGAGAAGAACAACUGCGACAAACCAACAAGGCCAAAAAUCUACACCAGAAUUUCUAAAUUUUUGACCUGGAUAAAUGCUAUACUUGGAGGUGUUAAGCAAGAUUUUGAUUAUUAAAAUUCAUAACAUUUCCUGAA
This is a messenger RNA of Paramisgurnus dabryanus, 1429 nucleotides long. Its product is annotated as cathepsin G-like. Gene Ontology annotation, biological process: proteolysis. Gene Ontology annotation, molecular function: serine-type endopeptidase activity. NCBI's taxonomy places the organism in Eukaryota, Metazoa, Chordata, Actinopteri, Cypriniformes, Cobitidae. The record is from RefSeq and is a predicted model, not a curated record.